Molecule: messenger RNA, 1515 nt
Organism: Colletotrichum truncatum
Lineage: Eukaryota; Fungi; Ascomycota; Sordariomycetes; Glomerellales; Glomerellaceae
Source: RefSeq, a predicted model, not a curated record
AUGGAGGAUUUUCUCUCUCGAGGGCGAUAUUCGCAAAUUGCUACGCAAGGCACCGAGCUAGUCAUUGAUGAUGAAGAAACAUCCACCUUCAUAGAAGAUCAUGGCGGAAUGAGCAAGCUUCUCAGGCCAACAGAGCUUCUACUCCUUACAUGCCCCAGUAUUGGACUCCAAGUUUGUUGGUUCUUGCUAACCUCCAGUGGCACGGUUUUUCUACUCUCACUCGGAAUUCCUAACUUUGUCAUCUCACUCGUAUGGGUUAGUGGGCCAUUGUUUGGUGCUUUUGUGCAGCCGAUUUUCGGUCUCCUCAGCGACGAGUCCCAGGGCCGUUUGGGGAAGAGGAUACCAUUCAUCGUAGGUGGUGCCACGAGCGCAACUGCUUUUCAGUUGGCUUUGGCCUACGCAAGGGAACUCACGGACUGGGGAGUAAAUGUGAAGCUUGGGGAUGGAAACAAGGGCACAGAUCUAUGGCAGACACAGGUCUUUGCCGUUAUCUGUGUGCUCGUCAUAACGUUCGCCUUGCAAGCUUACGCAGUCGGGUUGAGGGCUUUAAUCGUGGAUAAUUGCCCACCUAGCCAGCAGGUGACCGCGGCUGCUUGGGCCAUGAGAUGGAACGUGUUGGGGAACGUAAUAUUGGCUUCUUUUGGCUUUUUGGAUGCUCAGUGGUCGUUCUUCGCAGGAGACGCCACCAUGAGGUUUAAGAUGCUUACCAUCGUUGCGGCGACUUGCUCCUCAGCAACUGUUGGCCUUGUUUGCGUCUUCAUUCCCGACAGCAACGCGAAAAUCGUUCGAGGCUGCUCGUCAUCUUUCUUCCAAUGCUGUAGAGACAUGUUCUCGCUAAGUUUGUUAACAAAGCAGUGGGCCCAGCUUCCUCGGAUCACUCGAAAAGUCUGCAUGAUCCAACUAUUUGCCUGGGCAGGGUGGUUUCCCAUUUUAUAUUACAUGUCCACUGACAGUAGAGUAGCCCUUUUAGACAAUGACGGACGGACAGGGCAGGCAAUCGAAAAACAUGACCUUGCGCUUGUCGAAAACGCAAGGAAGUACAGCUUUUUUGCCUCCUUUGCCUUUGCGCUUGGGGCAUUAUUCUCGAGUGUCUUAUUCGGCAUAUUAGAGCGAGCUAUACCGACAGCAUUGAAGCUGCCUCAUGUAUGGCUUACCUCACAAUGUCUCUUAGGGCUGUGCAUGCACCUUACGUUUUUCUCGCGGAGCGGCACAACAGCCGUCAUUAUCGUCGCAAUGAUGGGCAUCACAGCACCUGUAACCAUGUGGAUUCCUUUCGCACUGAUUAGUACGGAGAUUUCUGAGGCCUUCAUAGGCAAACCAUACGAAGAAGUCGGACGGAUCAUGGGGUUACAUAACAUGGCCAUCUCCUUGCCUCAAAUCGGCUCUACACUCGUCUGUGCGAUCCUCUUGGCAGUUCUGAAGCUGCUCAACGUCGCGGAUAGCGUGGCUUGGGUGUUUCGGUUGGCUAGUGUGGCGGUGUUCUAUUCAGUAUACCUGAUACAGAAACUGUGCUGA